AUGGCACUGAGUGUGGAUUAUUUUUCAGGGAAGGACACCAAUGGUUGUCAGUUCUUUGUGACUACCAUAGCCACCCCAUGGCUGGACGGUCACCAUGUUGUCUUCGGCAAGGGAUGUCUGUACUCAAACCAAAAUGGAGUCUGUGGCUACGACUACAACAACAGACCCUUACAGGACCUUAUUAUACCUCCCCCCAGUCGUCGACUUGUUAAGACACCUUAUUACAUCACGGACCAGCCUUACAACAUCAAGGACUGGCUGAAGACUAUCAGCAUCCCUCUUCUCCUGGCCUUCUCUAUUGUCUUCAUCUUCCACAGCCUCAUCACAAAACUCGAUGUUCAUAUUUUUGAUGGGCGAUGGGUCUAUGGAUGA
This is a messenger RNA of Cherax quadricarinatus, 372 nucleotides long. NCBI's taxonomy places the organism in Eukaryota, Metazoa, Arthropoda, Malacostraca, Decapoda, Parastacidae. The record is from RefSeq and is a predicted model, not a curated record.